AUGGCUCUUGAUGCAUUAAUGAGGGAGCAAGCUAUUGUUCAAGGAAAUUCAUCUUCCAUUCGAGCAUUUGAGCCGAUUAUCGAUUCCACUGUAGCAUCCCCAGAUAUUGGUGACAUAAUCCCUGAUAGAAAGGUUGAUUCUAAAGAACUUGUUGAUGUACCAGACAAAGAAGUACAAUCAAUUCUCGCUCAUAUGCCUUAUAUUCGACCCUUAAAAUUGUGGACGCAACCAAAGGUAUCGCUGCAAUCGGUUGUCAUUCCACCUGUACCUUUUCCACAAAGAUUCAAGAAGAAUGAAAAUGAUAAACAGUAUCAGCAGUUUCUAAAUACAAUAAAACAACUGCAGAUCAACAUUACUUUAGUGGACGUUCUGGUACAAAUUUCGAGUUAUGAGAAAUUUAUUAAAGACCUCUCUCCCAAGAAGAAAAAAAUCACUCAUGUUGAAACUAUUGCACUCACAGAAGGCUAUAGUGUUGUCUUGACAAACAAGUUACCCCCUAAAUUGAAAGAUCCUGACAGUUUUACCAGUCCAUGUUCGAUUGGAAAUCAAUAUUUAGGCCAAGCUUUAUGUGAUUUGGGAGCUAGCAUCAACCUCAUGCCACUAUCUACUUUUAGAAAGUUGGGAAUUGGUCAUAUGAAACCCACUGCAGUGACAUUGCAACUGGCAGAUCGAUCUUUAGCUCAACCUGAAGGGAAAAUCAAAGAUGUUUUAGUUCGUGUGGAUAAUUUUUUUCUGACUGAUUUUAUCAUACUUGACUGCAAAGUAGACAAUGAGAUUCCCAUAAUCUUGGUACGACCAUUUUUAGCCACCGGUCGAAAUCUCGUUGAUGUUCAUAAAGGAGAACUAACUGUGGACUGA
Messenger RNA from Gossypium arboreum, 858 nucleotides. RefSeq lists its product as uncharacterized. The record is from RefSeq and is a predicted model, not a curated record. The transcript has 2 exons. The coding region runs from base 1 to 858 and encodes 285 amino acids. Lineage: Eukaryota; Viridiplantae; Streptophyta; Magnoliopsida; Malvales; Malvaceae.